GGUUCGCUCGCAUCGUUUUUCGAUUCUGUUCGUCUGCGGAGGUCGUGUGUGUGUGUGAGGAAGAAGAGAGGAGAAUAAACAAGAAGUAGAAGCCGCAGCAAGGAAGCCUCAAAAGGAAAAUCCAAUUCCCGGAAAUCUUAUCAAUGAGCAUUUCAUAGCGUUAGCCGCUAGAAUAAUUUUAAAAUAAAAUCAGCAAAAUGCCUACGAUCUAAUCGCGCUUUUUGCUUAAUCGUUUUAAAGUCUUUGAUAGUGCGUCCCGGGCCCUCUCUGGCCUGCGCGAGUGUGUGUUUUUGUGUGUCGCCGUCGCCGCCGCCACCACGCCUACACGCUCGAGAAUGGCUGCCACGGUCUACCAUCGCCUACAAAGCGUCGCCGUCGGCAGCCCCAGCACCAGCUCCAUUUCCUACUCCUCGUCCGCGUCGCCCGGCGCUUCCUCCUCAUCGUCGGCGCUGCUGAGCCACUCGCAGCUGACGCGAUCCCUGGAGCGUAUCCUUGAGGAGGCGCACUUCAGCGGGGAGCUGAUCCUCACCAAUCGCAAGCUGAAGGACUUUCCCAAGACGGGCACCAAGUACGCGCUCACGGAUACGGUAAUUGCAGAUCUAUCCCGAAAUAGAUUUUGUGAACUGCCGGAAGAGGUGACAACGUUCGCUUUUCUGGAGACGCUGCUGCUCUACCACAACACGAUCCGCAGCAUACCGGAGUCGGUGAAGCAGCUAUCCUCGCUGACCUAUCUGGAUCUGCGCAGCAAUCAGCUGUCGUCGCUGCCACGCGAGAUCUGCUUCCUGCCGCUGCAAGUGCUGCUCGUGUCCAACAAUCGCUUGGUCUCGCUGCCCGACGAACUGGGACGCCUGGAUCAGACCCUCACCGACCUGGAUGCCUCCUACAAUCAGCUGUCGGCCCUGCCGGCCCGUCUGGGGGAACUGCGAACACUGCGCUCGCUGUCGCUGAGGAGCAACCAGCUGAUGUAUCUGCCCCGAGAGCUGACGUGCCUCAGCCUGGUGUCGCUGGAUGUGAGCAACAAUCGGAUCGCCAGCCUGCCGCUGGAGAUACGCCACAUGAGCACUCUGGUGGAGCUGCAGCUGGAGAACAAUCCCCUGACCUCGCCCCCAGCCAGUCUCUGCAUGAGGGGCCUGGUGCAUGUGUUCAAGUUUCUGGAGACGCAGGCCACCAAAGACGAGAAGGGCUCCCGAUCGGGUGGGAAUUACGAUGGCUACACCACGCUGCGCCGUGCCCCGCGCCACAAUUCGAGCGGCAAUGUCCUGGAGGCCAGCACCAACAGCAGCAGCAAUCAGCGGCGGCAUCAGAUUGACUCCGGGUACAGCACCAGCGAUGGCCUGGACAAGCGCUGGUCGCACGACAAUCCGCCCAAGUCCAAGACAGACUCCCCCCUGCACUGCUCGAUGGCCGCCACCCUGCCGCGGGCCGUGGCACCCAGCGCCAUUCACAUGCAUGCCGAUCUGAUGGACGCCUCGCUCACGUCCAGCACCAGCACCAUUGUCGAUGAGAGCCUCACCCUCAGUCCCACGAACUCGCCCUGCAAGCUCAGCUACGCGCACUCGAACAGCUCCAGCAAUGGCUCGACGCCGGACCAGGACGAGGACCUCAUGAUGGACCAGGACCCCCAGGAGCGGUCACUCCAUGCCAGCAAUGGCAAGUCCAGCAAGAGCCUCAACAACAUUCAGACCUACAAGGAAUAUAAAGAGGCGCUGAAACAGCAGCGCAACCAGGAGAUCAGUGUCUACAAGCAGAAGCAUCCGAAUGCCAAUCACAGUCCCAAUGAUGACGAUGAGGAUCAAUCGCCACCAGCGCUCAAUCCACAUCCAACAGCUGGCCUGACCAACGGCGGCUCCAGCACACUGCCAAAGUCCAUAAUGAAACAAUCGAGUCUGAAUAGCAACCAAAAUGGUCACAACGGGAAUGGAAACGGGAAUGGGAAUGGAGUCGAUGACGUUAUUAUACCAAAGAAACCCAUACAGAAGGUGAUACCCUCGCGGAAUACGGAGAUAAAGUCUGCAUCGCCAUCGGGAAACUCCAAUGCCGCCGCCUCCGCUGAUUGUCUGGGCUACGUGAAGCCCCAGAGUCCCAUGAAGAAUGGCACAAACAAAUUCAAUACGUCCAAUGGUGGGGGAGGAGCCACAUCUACAUCGGGAUCCGCCAGCACCACGAGUGUCACCAUCAAAUCCCCAGUGAGCACCGUCACCAAGCUGGGCACGGUGAAGACCCAUCGCUCGGUUACAUGGAACCAUGACAUACCCGCCGAGAAGCUGAGCUUUACGAUGCGUCGGGAGUUUGAUCGCCAGCGUGAGGAAACCGAAUUGAUGUCGCAGUUAAGGAGUAUCAUUGAAACACGGCUAAAGAUGACGCUGCCCGUGGAUAUAGCCUCGGCCUUGACCGACGGCGUUAUUCUAUGCCAUUUGGCCAACUAUGUGCGUCCCCGUUCAGUGGCCAGCAUCCAUGUGCCGUCGCCUGGUGUGAAUAAGCUGACCAUGGCUAGAUGUCGCCGGAAUGUGGACAACUUCUUGGAGGCCUGCCGUCGCAUUGGCGUAGAUGAGGAGUUGAUUUGCUCCUGCGAAGAUGUUGUGCCACAAAUUGAACAACAAUUGCCACGCGCUGACGAUGACUAUGAUGCUGAUGUAUAUGUCAAUAAUGAUGAUGGCAUCAACGGCAGCAGCAACAACCACAACAACAGCUAUAACAACAAUCAUAAUAAUGAUGAUAAUGAUGAUGCUGGCGCUGGCCGAGUGCCAAACGCAUUGGCCCUACUGCACACAGUGUCCGCUCUGAUUGCCUUGGAUGCGAAUCCACAUCAUCAGCAGCACAUACAGCAAGAGCUGCACCAGAGACUGCAACAGUUGAAGCAUCAGUCGGUUGUUGUUGUGCAACAGCAAGAGCAACAGCAGCAGCAGCAACCAGAGCAAGAGCAAGAGCAAUUAACUGAGACAACCUGCAGCCAACAGCAAGAACAGAUGUUGCAGCAACAACAACAACAGCUAGACCAUGUUUUAUAUGAGAAUUGUGAGAUAAUCAAUGGCAAAGAAGCUAAUGCUAAUGAUGAUGUUGAUGAUGAUGUGGUGGGGAUCCAUCAAGUGGCCAGGCAGCAGCAACAGCAGCAGCAUCUGAUGGCAGUGGGGCAAAUGCUGCGCACGGCCAAACAGAAGACCUUCGAGAAGAUCAAGCACAAUCUGCUCAGUGCCCAUGGCCAGCACACCUUCCAGAGCAGCAGCAACAGCAGCAACAAUAACAAUCGCACAUUGCACACCAUCGUGGAGAGCGAACAUGAUGUGGCCACCGCUGGACCGGCUGGUCACUAUCACCUCAUCGACGAGAAGCAGAAGCAGCAGCAGUCCAAGUCGGAGGAGUCCAAGGAUCUGGCAGCAGUCCCCGUUCCAGUCUCCGCUGCCGCAGCCAAGGAAGCCAUCAGCAGGCGGAUAGAGUUCUUCGAACAGCAGAGGAAUGGCAAGCCCCAGGUGGAGGUCUUCAGCAUCUAUCGCAUCGGAGAGGACAAACUGCAGCAGGAGCAGCUACAGCUGCAGCAGAAGAAACUCAAGUCCAAGGACAACGAAGCAGGAACUUCGUUGCUCAAGCACGAUUCGCACACCCUGACAGUGGUCCUGUCGUGCGUCUUCAUAGCCACCUUCCUUUGGCUUGUCUUCUUCCCGCUGCCUGGCUAACAAUCACCCGUCUAAAAAGCUUAAUUUAUUUGCCUUGAUUUUGCCCGUAGAUUUAAGAUUUAAGACAGAGCGCGCUUUGCCGCUUAGCAACUUGGUAGUGAGUUCCUGAGGCUGCUUUCUGUUUACCCUUACAGCUUUUGUAUGUUUAAGUCGAUGCUUUUACAACAUUAUGAUGUAUUUCUACUAGAACUAAGUCUAUUUAAGGAAAACCCCCCCCCCAAAAACAGGAAACUUUUGAGGCAUUUAAUUGAGAGACAACCCAAAGACUUUGAUAUUGUAUUCUUUGAGUCGUGAGGGGCAUACACAAUUGAGGUAUCGACUGGACACUUUGAUCUGUUGAGGUCUAUUCACUAAUGGAGUAUACAAAAAUAACCGAAAUCUUAAGUUCCGUGAAACACGCUUUGAAUGAAGUUUUUGUUCCUUUGAAACAAUCUUUUUUGUACUUAAUUUUAUUUAGUUUUAGCAGAAGAUCCACACUAUGGGAUCGUUUAGAAGAACAGAAUGUAGAAUUACUUAAUACAUAAUACCUGAAGUUAUCC
Molecule: messenger RNA, 4210 nt
Organism: Drosophila persimilis
Lineage: Eukaryota; Metazoa; Arthropoda; Insecta; Diptera; Drosophilidae
Gene: Lrch
Product: leucine-rich repeat and calponin homology domain-containing protein 1
Exons: 7
Coding region: 336-3671 (1111 amino acids)
Molecular function (GO): protein binding
Source: RefSeq, a predicted model, not a curated record